UACUCAGUGCACUCUAUCUACAGCCUCAGCUCACACAGCGAACACAUCGUGUCCUCACUACCAGGCCUACUACAAACCCUUUGUGGAUAUUUUUCACUGCUCAACUAUGACUCUUGAGGAGAUUCACGGACAAGACAACACAGAGACAAACGACAGAAUGCAGGUCGUUGGCAAUGCCUUGGAGGAGCUUCUGGUUUCGUCCAAGAAACAAGACAGCCUGACAGUUGGAGUCUACGAAUCCGCAAAAGUCAUGAAUGUUGAUCCUGACAGCGUGGCUUUCUGCGUGCUGGCAACCGAUGAGGAGUAUGAGUGCGACAUCGCGCUCCAGAUCCACUUCACGCUCAUCCAAGCCUUCUGCUUCGACAACGACAUCAACGUCGUGCGGGUGAACGACAUCGAGCGCCUCGCCGGUAUCGUUGGCACCGACGAGUCGGGGGAACCCAAGGACGCACACUGCAUUCUUGUCACGAGCUCCAAUGUGGACUCGAUGAAAGAUCCAGCCUUGGACAAGCUCCGGGUGUUCUGCGAGGAGAGGCGCGGCGCGUACGACUGGGUGCCUACCAUCACUCUCCCCGAGCGCUGAGCAGGGUCCCUCUUCUCGACACAACUUCUGCAACAGAAGGAGAAAGGAACCUGUACUAGGCUGACUUCCAACCCAACGUUGGGGGUGCGAGAAGCUACCUCUCUGAAGAUGGACGAAGGAGGCAACACACCUCACCUGCAGUCAGAUUUCUGGGGGAACUCGCUCGCUGUCUCUACCUCUCCGGAUAAAGCCGGGAUGGCUGGAUGAGGUCGUGACAAGACAAAGAUGGACUUAAAAGGACGUUGGAAAGUUUCUGGGAAAGUCGAUGAGGAGUUGAAGAAGGGGCUUAGAGAUGGACUUAUAUGGUGGAUUUACCGUAUGUGUGUCUCUGUCUCUGUGACACCGUCCAUGCUUUGCACUGGAGGAGGGCGUGAAAGAAGAGGCAACGUGGAACUGGGAUGUGAUGACAUAGUAGGUGGAUAACAUGAUGAAUACUGAAGGACAAGAAAAAAAAGAUAUGAACUGGACUGAUGCUGUUUUUAAUGGGCCAAUGAUGGACAUAAUAACAUUUCUGGAAGAUUGUGAUUGAAGCAACAGCAUUAGCUGCCUAUAUGCACCUCCUGGAUACUCUAAAGACUGAAACACCAGAGUCAAUGCAAUUUGCAAUGCAAAAAAAAAAACAUAGGAAAAGCUGUUCUACAAGUAGCAAAAAAGUGACGCUGUAUUAUUAUUUGUGCUGAUGACAUGAAUAAAUAUUUCAUACGUUAAUAACAUAAUCACAUGUGUCUCGUUGCAUAUUUGCUGGGUAAUGUGAUGCUGCAGAGCAAUGCA
Molecule: messenger RNA, 1354 nt
Organism: Engraulis encrasicolus (European anchovy)
Lineage: Eukaryota; Metazoa; Chordata; Actinopteri; Clupeiformes; Engraulidae
Gene: gadd45ga
Product: growth arrest and DNA-damage-inducible, gamma a
Exons: 4
Coding region: 107-583 (158 amino acids)
Biological process (GO): regulation of cell cycle
Cellular component (GO): nucleus; cytoplasm
Source: RefSeq, a predicted model, not a curated record